AUGGAGAGGUUUCGAGCAAGAGUGGGACACCUCUCUGCCACUGGAAGGAGAGCCCGUGUCUACUGUGAAGACUUUCUGUUCCCAAAGGUGCUCAGGACAGCAGCAGAUCUGUGGCUGGUUUACUCCAAACCUGUCCCAGCAAACAGCAGGGAGCUGUGGACCUUGUUCCUGCAGUGUUCCUGUGUGACAGCAGUGAUAGGAAGCCUCUUCUACAACUGGAUGUUUGCUUCCCUGGAGUACUCCUGGCAUUUCUCUGUUGGAAUGGCCACCUCCUUCUGUCUGCUCCUCCUCCUGACCCUUUUCUUGGUACAUCCUGCCCGUUGUGUCUUCACUCUGAUCAUGCCAAUGCUGGGUACCAAACAAGGCCGGAAGCUUCUCUUGUCGACUUGCAUCAUGAUAGCAGUGGUUAACUUGACACCCAGCAUCAUAAGCAACAUUAAAACCAUCCUGCAGGUGAUUAAGUGCAUCUGCAAGAAUUCCUCUGAGAGUCUUUUGAACUCCACUGCUCUGUUAAAUACAGGUUCCCGGGAGUUUGGGGAUGUCAUUCAGGAAAAUGUUCAUUCCAUUGUUAUUUAUAAGCCUAUGAAUGGACCUUUCCGGUUUUCAAUGCUUAACAACAGCUCCUUGAUAUACCAACAAAUGCACCUUGCUGGUGAGAAAAUAAGGAAGGAUUUUAUGGAUAUUGAGGCACUGGUCAAAGACUCUGUAAGUGUAGGCAACAAGCUGGUUGCUGGCUUCUCCAUGCUCUAUCUCUGCUUUGAGUCCACCUAUUAUUUGAAAAAUUAUCUCACCAACAUCCGCUUUGACAAUUUUUACAUCACCAAGAAGCUGGAGCGUUUAGCUGUGGACAGAAAAGCAGCUCAUCUGCUGGUGGGCUCAUCCAAAAACCUCAUUCGACCGACAGGCUUGAAGUUAUCCCGGGAAGAAAUGCUGCUGUGCCUCGUGCAAGCCAUGCUCCUCACUGUGGCCCUGCUGCUGCUGCUGCUGCUGGUGGCAAUGGAGCACUUUGUGUUCAGCCUGGCUGACACUGCAGUGAGGAAGGCAGCUCAGUUCUCUGUGGUGCUCGUCACCCUGGGCAUCAAAUACAGUGCUAAAAUAAAGAUCAUGCCCGUUUUGGAAAUUUUCCAGCUUUCUUUUGAUGUACCACUUCAGGACUUUGAAAGAAGGUACCACCAUCACCUGAACUUCAGCUCUGCCCACUGUGGGAUCAGCCCCCCAACACCUCCCAACCCUUCUGUGCUGCUCAUCUUGGGGCUGCUCUUCUGCAUCCUUUACACCACUGUGCUCCUGCAGACCUAUGCCCACCGCCUCUCCAGGAACAUUGCAGGCUCCUUCUUUGAGAGCUGGGAGGAGAAGCGAGCACUUUACCUCUACAAGAAGCUGUCCAGGAAGCACAAGGAGGAGCAAGACUGUGUGAGAAACUAA
This is a messenger RNA of Calypte anna (Anna's hummingbird), 1425 nucleotides long. RefSeq names its product osteoclast stimulatory transmembrane protein (gene OCSTAMP). NCBI's taxonomy places the organism in Eukaryota, Metazoa, Chordata, Aves, Apodiformes, Trochilidae. Gene Ontology annotation, cellular component: membrane. The coding region runs from base 1 to 1425 and encodes 474 amino acids. The transcript is spliced from 3 exons. The record is from RefSeq and is a predicted model, not a curated record.